Molecule: messenger RNA, 1066 nt
Organism: Phacochoerus africanus (Common warthog)
Lineage: Eukaryota; Metazoa; Chordata; Mammalia; Artiodactyla; Suidae
Product: cytochrome c oxidase subunit 6A2, mitochondrial
Exons: 5
Coding region: 732-1025 (97 amino acids)
Biological process (GO): mitochondrial electron transport, cytochrome c to oxygen
Cellular component (GO): mitochondrial inner membrane
Molecular function (GO): enzyme regulator activity
Source: RefSeq, a predicted model, not a curated record
CUGCAGGUUAGAGGGUUGUAACCUCUCUGUCUUCUGGUGUCUGCCUCUUUGUGGGUGAAGUUGAUUGAUACAGGGGCUUCCUGAUGGCAGGGACUGGUGCCUGCCCACUGUCUCACUGGCUCACAGGCACCCAAUGGAGAGCUCACGCGCCUGGCCCUUCAGACCACGUUCCAGGAGCCGGAGAGCCCCGCCCACCGUGCAGAAGCCCCGCCCACCACGCGUAUUCCCAGCUGGCGGCGGGCCGUGCGCAGAGAGGCUGCACCUGGCUCUCGUCCCAGCCUUUCUGGAAGCUUUGGCACAGGCAGUGACCUAGGUGUUGCCAAGUGGUGGCCACGUUCUCUUUUGAUUCAGAAGAGAGCAGCUCAAGGAUGCCAGCUUCAUGAAGAAUACAUUUUCAAUACUGGGGGACAGUGGAAGAAGCUGGCGUUUGAUGAAAUGAAAUUAAGUCAGGACAAGAACAAUUUGAGGUAUGAAAUUCUCUGCUCUGUGAGCCACUGCCCCCUCCCCUUUAACGUCCAUUGUGUAUUUGCUUUAUCCACUAAGUAGAUCCCCUUAGAAGACACAGCAAUGCCUACUCACAAAAAAAAAAGAAGAAAAAGAAGGAGGGCAAUUUUCUUCUGGGACCGGCAAGACUCAACAGAUGAUUGGCCGGAACAGAGGGGAAGGGAGCCUGGGCCUCUGUGAAGGAGAGUGAAAGGACAGUGCUGUUGUCCCCAGCUUCUCCCACGGACAUGGCUUUGCCUCUGAGGUCCCUCAGUAGGGGCUUGGCCAGUGCGGCCAAGGGAGACCAUGGCGGGACAGGAGCCCGCACCUGGCGCUUCCUGACCUUCGGGCUGGCGCUCCCCAGCGUGGCCCUCUGCACCCUCAACUCCUGGCUCCACUCAGGCCACCACCAUCGUCCGGAGUUCAUCCCCUACCAUCACCUCCGGAUCCGCACCAAGCCCUACUCGUGGGGAGACGGCAAUCACACUCUUUUCCACAAUCCCCGGGUCAACCCUCUGCCCACAGGCUAUGAACAGCCCUGAGGCCUUGCUGAUGACUCUAGACAAUAAAAGUGUGGAAGCUG